AUGUCAAGAUUAUUUUUUAAUCAUCUUAAUUCUUUUAACAAAAAAUCAAAAAUCAAAAAUCAUUUUUGUUACUCUGUCAAUUAUCGUUGGUCUUCUAAUUCUAAUUCUCCUGCUCGUAAUUAUGGCGUAUGUUUAGAUAUUGAUGGGGUUCUUAUUAAAGGCACAAAUGUUAUACCAGAGACGAGAGAAGCUCUUAGAAUUCUAAAAGGUGAAAAUAAAUUAAAAAAAAUAAUUCCUUUUAUAUUAUUAACAAAUGGUGGCGGAGUUACUGAACGUAAGAAAGCUAUUGAAUUAUCAGAUAUGUUUGGAAUUCCUAUAUCGGAAGAACAAAUUGUAUUAGCGCAUUCACCAAUGAGAUCUUUAACAUCGACAUUUAUGAAUUCAAAUGUUUUGGUGAUAGGCGGAUAUAAAUAUUCUUGUAGAGAGGUUGCUGAAAGCUAUGGAUUUAAUAAAGUCAUAUUACCAAAUGAUGUGAUAGCUUGGGAUCCAAGUAUUUGUCCAUUUUCCCAGCUCGAAGAUCAAGAUUACAAAUAUGUUAAGAAAAUAGAUUUAUCAAAAGAACCAAUAGAAGCAAUCAUGGUAUUUCACGAUAGGGGAAGAGAUAUACAAAUAAUGGUUGAUGUGCUACGUAGUAAGAACGGUUAUAUUGGUACUUUGUGUACUAAAGAUGAACUAAUAUUAAAACAAAUUCCUUUAUUUUUCUCAAACCCUGAUAUUAUAUGGACAAAUAAUUUUACGUUACCAAGAUUUGCUCAAGGUGCAUUCAGAAAAAAUUUUGAAGUAUUAUUUAAAUGUUUGACAGGUCAUGAUCCCAAAUAUGUAUCAUUUGGUAAACCUGAAACUAUAACUUAUAAAUAUGCAGAAAAACUGUUGGAAAACUAUGCUUAUAAAUCAACCGGUUCAAGACUUACUAAUCAUGAUGAUGUUGUUCGUAAAGAGAGUGAAAGGAGAAGAGUUUAUGAUAAUCCUGAUUCAGGAGCAAAUGAUUAUAAUUGGAUAUCGAUAUUGGUUAAAACAGGUGUAUAUCAGGGUAUUGAUAACCAUGCUAUAAAUCCUGCUAAACAUAUUGCUGAUAAUGUAUUAGAGGCAGUUAAAUGGUUAUUUAAUCAAGAAGAAAAUCUAUAA
Molecule: messenger RNA, 1125 nt
Organism: Entrophospora sp. SA101
Lineage: Eukaryota; Fungi; Glomeromycota; Glomeromycetes; Entrophosporales; Entrophosporaceae
Source: the annotation of a GenBank genome assembly